Priapulus caudatus is the source of this 458-nucleotide messenger RNA. Its product is annotated as methyl-CpG-binding domain protein 2-like. The coding region runs from base 48 to 458 and encodes 136 amino acids. NCBI's taxonomy places the organism in Eukaryota, Metazoa, Priapulida, Priapulimorpha, Priapulimorphida, Priapulidae. The transcript is spliced from 2 exons. The record is from RefSeq and is a predicted model, not a curated record.
UGCAGUGACGCGUGAGGACGCCAUCGGCGUCCAUCGCCAUUUUACGAAUGUGCGAACGAGUAUUACAGCAAAGACGAUCGCAAAUUAUCAUGUCUUCUCGGCGUUAUACUGCUGCUAUGGUUGCUGAAAUGAUCGCCAAUGAUGACGAAACAGAUGAGGAGUAUCCCGGUGGAGAUUCAGGGUCUGAUAUCAACGUAAAUAGUGAGAAUGACCAAGAAAGUGAUGAUGCAUCAGACCAUGGUAAUGACAGUGAUUCAUCACAGCCACAGCGUGAGCUUGAUUCUUCUUCCGAUGAGAAUCCUCCAAUUGGUCGUGGUCGUGGCCAUGGUCAUGGAAGGGGUCGAGGACGUGGUCGUGGAAGGGGUCGAGGACGUGGCCGAGGAAGAGGAAAUGGACAAGGUGCUGCUAUAGCUGUCGGUGACCCUGACUGGACUGACACCAGUGCCACAGUCAGCUGA